Messenger RNA from Gossypium raimondii (Peruvian cotton), 2688 nucleotides. RefSeq names its product receptor-like protein EIX2. Bases 1 to 2688 code for a protein of 895 amino acids. Lineage: Eukaryota; Viridiplantae; Streptophyta; Magnoliopsida; Malvales; Malvaceae. The transcript has a single exon. Gene Ontology annotation, molecular function: protein binding. The record is from RefSeq and is a predicted model, not a curated record.
AUGGCAAUUGCAACCAUGACUACUCCUCUUCCUAUUUCCUUAUUCCCUUUUCUUCUUCUCAUUCCCGCUAUCUGUUUUACCAUUUGUCAUGCCAAUUCCAACCUACUUUGCAUUCAGAGUGAGAGAGAAGCUCUUUUGAAAUUCAAGAAUCAUCUUAUUGAUCCUUCAAACAGGCUAUCGUCAUGGGUUGAAGGUGGGGAUUGCUGUGAAUGGACUGGUGUCGUCUGCCAUAACUCAACAGGCCACGUCAACCAACUGCACUUGGCUUCUCCCCCUUUUUCACCUUCAGCCCUAGGAGGCAAAAUAAAUCCUUCACUGUUGGAGUUGAAGCAUCUCAGUUCGCUGGACUUGAGCAAUAACGAUUUUAGCAGCAUACAUAUCCCGAUAUUUUUGGGUAUGCUGGGGAGUUUAACCCAUCUUAACCUCUCUCGAGCAGGAUUCCAGGGAGCAAUUCCUCAUAACCUGGGGAAUCUUUCAAAGUUGCAGUAUCUUGAUCUUCGAGGUAAUGAUCUCAAAUCAAAAAGUCUUCAAUGGGUUUCUGGACUUUCUUCCUUGCAGUACCUUGAUUUGAGUUAUGCGGAUCUUCAUAAAGCAACUGAUUGGGUACAGGUAACAUUCAAACUUCCUUCUUUGUUAGAGUUGCACUUGUCAAAAUGUAGUUUAGACAAUGAUCCAUCUCCGACCAGUGUUAAUUCUACAAAAUCACUGGUUGUUCUUGAUCUUUCUUGGAACAGCUUAUCUUCAGUACCUAAGUGGAUAUUUAGUCUUCAUGGUCUUGUGUCCAUUGAUCUUAGUGUCAAUUCUUUGGAAGGCCCAAUUCCAGAUUACUUUCGGAACAUCUCGUUUCUUGAAGUUCUUGAUCUUAGUGGGAAUCAUCUCAAUUCAUCCAUACCCAACUCCUUGUACAGUUUAAACCGUCUUCAGUUCCUUAGUCUUGGCUAUAACCAGUUACAAGGAACAAUCUCGAGUGCCAUUGGAAACUUGAGCUCUGUUACUCAGCUUGAUCUUUCGGUAAAUCAAUUAAAUGGUCAAAUUCCAUUGUCUAUAGGGGAGUUAUCAUCUCUGAAGUUGUUUGAUGUUUCAGAAAAUCAAUUAAAUGGUCAAAUUCCAUUGUCUAUAGGGCAGUUGUCAUCUUUGGAGGAGUUUGAUGUUUCAGAAAAUCAAUUAAAUGGUCAAAUUCCAUUGUCUAUAGGGGAGUUAUCAUCUCUGAAGUGGUUUGAUGUUUCAAAAAAUCAAUUAAACGGCCAAAUUCCCUUGUCUAUAGGGCAGUUGUCAUCUUUGGAGGUAUUUGAUGUUUCAGAAAAUCAAUUUAAUGGUACAUUUCCUCUAUCUUUUGGACGACUAGAAAGUUUGGAAACUCUGGAUUGUGGGUAUAAUCUAUUAGAAGGCGUUGUAUCAGAAACCCAUUUUUCUAAUCUCACGAGAUUGACAACUCUAGCAGCAUCACACAAUCGGCUUAGAUUUGAAUCAAACUCAAGCUGGAUUCCCCCAUUUCAAUGUGAAAGUAUCGAAUUGGGUCACUGGCAUCUUGGCCCAAAGUUUCCCCAGUGGCUAAAAUUCCAAAAUAAAUUGUCUUAUUUGGAUAUCUCCUAUGCAGGAAUUUCAGAUGUCAUGCCCACUUGGUUUUUGAACCUUCCCACUCCAUUUGAAUAUUUAAACCUUUCCUCGAAUCAACUUAGAGGAGAGAUUUCAUAUUUGAAUGUGAGCAGCUUUGUUGAUUUGAGUUCAAACCGAUUCAUAGGCCCAUUGCCAAGAGUAUUCCCAAGUUUACGAUUUCUAAUUUUAUCAAAUAAUUCAUUUUCGGGAUCUCUUUUUGAAUUAGUUUGUAAUUCAUCAAGUGGGGAAUUUAUGGAAAUUCUUUACAUUGAUAAAAAUCUUAUCUCAGGAGAUAUUCCAGACUGUUGGAAUCAUUGGCAGGUUUUAGGCCUUUUAAAUUUGGGAAGCAACAAUUUGACCGGCAAAAUCCCACCUUCUUUAUGGCAUCUAAAUUUUAUAAUGCUAAACCUUCGAAACAAUACCAUGUUUGGAGAAUUGCCAUCCACAUUGCAAAAUUCUCCAAAUUUCAUUAUGUUUGAUCUUAGUGAAAAUCAUUUCAGUGGAAGUGUACCAGCAUGGAUUGGUGAUAAGCUCUCAAACCUUGUGACUCUAAGCCUUCGAUCAAAUAACUUUGAUGGACAUAUUCCUCAUAAAAUUUGUGAUCUUCAAUUUCUUCAAAACUUGGACCUUGCCCACAACAACAUUUCUGGAGUUAUUCCAAAAUGUUUCAAUAAUUUAAGUGCAAUGGCCACAACAAACAAAACCAAUAAUUUUGUUUUUGUGAAGUAUGUAAAUGCUGACUCCUUUUUUUUGAACGCAUUAUUGGUGUUGAAAGGACGAGAGGAUGAAUAUGGUAGCACACUAGGACUUGUUACGAGCAUGGACCUUUCAGAUAACAGUCUCACAGGAGAGAUCCCCAAAGAAAUUGGUAGUCUCGUUGGACUAUUGUCUUUAAAUUUUUCAGGGAAUCUCCUAACAGGAAAUAUACCAGACAGCAUUGGCAACAUAGAGUUAAUGGAAUCUCUUGAUUUGUCCAUGAAUCGACUAAAUGGUGAAAUCCCUCCAAGUUUCUCCAAUUUGAAUUUCUUGAAUCAUUUCAAUGUGUCCCACAACAACUUGACAGGACAAAUCCCAACAAGCACUCAGCUUUAA